This is a messenger RNA of Lentinula edodes (shiitake mushroom), 1386 nucleotides long. RefSeq lists its product as uncharacterized. The transcript has 3 exons. The coding region runs from base 1 to 1386 and encodes 461 amino acids. The record is from RefSeq and is a predicted model, not a curated record. Lineage: Eukaryota; Fungi; Basidiomycota; Agaricomycetes; Agaricales; Omphalotaceae.
AUGUCCUUGCGCAAGCGCUCCUCCAGCGACGAUGAAGGCAAGGCACCAAGAAAACGGCCAAAUAUUUUGCUCACAAGCUCGGAUAACGUUGUCGAAGAGAAAAAUGGUAGUGAUAAUAGGAAAUUGGAUCGCUCUGAGUCUCCUCUUCUUGCUCCUCUGCUCACUGAGUUGCACCAAAUAUUUGUUCCAGGAGCUCUCCCGCCUAGGUUAACAGCUUUUGCGAGUGUUGAUCUAUCUAUCUUGGCGGAGGUGCUCAGACCAUGCUCAGGGUGCACCACUCUCACCAAUUGCAACGCAGGGACGGGUACCUGCCACGACUGCUACACCAAGAAGGAAGUUUGUUCAGUGCCUACAUUCCUACGGUACUGGAUCUAUUCCGAUCGCACUGGACUUACGUUGGAGCAAACUUUGUUCAUGAUUACGAACUAUGGCGACCACAAAACGAAGAAAAGCUUCUGCCUCGACAAUACCGUGUUUAGCAACCAUCUCCGUCAAGUCGUCGAGAAAAGCCUUUUACCCCCGCCCCUCAAUACCGGUACUUCCGUUUUGGGCGAUUCUCCGACGGAUUUGGAAAACCGGGUGAAAGCUCUCAACCUUCGCCGCUCCCCUGUAGUACGAACCGUGCACGCACUCGAAAAUCAUCGACCGCGUGAACUCCUCUCGAGGGACUUGUUAACGCAUUCUCAACCAAGUUCUUCCAUGGCGCAGUCUCACUGGUUAUACUCCAGGAGUCAUACCGAGCUCAUUUCUCCUAUUCAUGAAACACCAGUUCGAGUUAUUCAGGCCGCCGGUCACAGACAUUUUCAGUUCGUGACUUCCACUUCAUCGUCACCUUCGGAGAAUCCAUCUUCUACUCAGUGUACCCUUUGUUCCCAUUCUGAUGCUAGAUUUUCGGGGCCUCCCUAUCUAUAUUACACCUCUAUUACCGGUCUAUCUAUAUUACACCUCUAUUACCGGUCUAGUUCCUUUGCACCCAUACUGGCCUACGUAAACACUCUACACAGUGAGCUCACCACCACUGUUGCCCACAGUGACCUCCACACUGUGCUCAAUGCUGCUGCUCAUUGCCAUACACAUGACCUCAAUGCUGUCCACAACAAGCUCUAUGCUGUCCUACACAGUGAGCUCAGCACUGUAUACAAUGAGCUGGUCAUUGUCUUGGACAGUGAGCUAGUCAUUGUCCUCCACAGUGAGCUCAACACUGUAUGCAAUGAGCUGGUCAUCAUCUCCCACAGUGAACUCAACAUUGUCAGACACAGUGAGCUUGUUGUUGCUGUUGUAGACAGUGAGCUCGUCGUCAUCGUCGUAGACAGUGAGCUCGACGUCGUCAUAGACAGUGAGCUCAAUACUGUCCACUGUCAGCCCAGAUGUCCAUUUUACGUAUAG